GCGCGGCAGGUCUUGCGUGAGCAAAGCAGGAAGCGACACUGGAUUGACCUGACCGAGAGAGCCUCAUGUUUUCAAUAUGCCGAAACUUAACGAGUAGGCUGUUUGUUUUUGGGCGUUGAAGAAAACACGUGGGAGAAAUGGCAUAUAAAGAGGUGUCCGAGCUGAGGGAAUGAAGCGGUGCUUUUUAAACUAUCCGUUAUGGAAAUGGGAAAAGAAGAUAUUGUCGCUAAAGAAUGCGUGGUUUUAAUAAAGCCCAAGAGCCGUCUGAAGACACAGUUCCACUCACUGCGGCGACAGGUAUACUUCUUCCAGUCCAUCUGCGUGCUAUUCUGCUUCACCAGCUGCCUGUACAUGAUCAUCAGUCACGCAUACCCGUCGACGUGCAAGGAAAAUAUAACUGAGGCACCUAAAAUUGCAAUGCAGCGUCAGAGCAGCAAAGCAGUGACCCCGACACAAAUGAACACACCCAUCAUUCGUCUGACUGUGAACGGAAGUGGUUUGCUUAAAAACGGAAAUUUUGCUAAUAAAGAACAACUUGUGCCAUGGCAGCUUUCACAAGAAAAUCUGGCACCAAACCAUAAUGAAUACUUGACAUUGGAAAACAACACAUCUCUGAGGGUCAAUCAUGACGGAACGUACAAAGUUUCUUUGCAGAUCACGUACAGAGGAACCAAUGAAUGGAUGAAAACCACCGGUGGUAGCUCCACUCUGGAGCAUAAUAUUAAGUAUCACACUGACAGAUAUGGUAAUGGGGCCCUGCUUCUGCUCACCUACAUAGAAACAGUGACAUUUACAUCCCAAUACUGGAAAAAAAGUAUGUUCUCUGAAGGUAUUUUUUUUCUCCAAUCUGGUGAUAGACUCGAGGUAGGGACCAACAGUCUGCGCCUUAUUGAUUCUGGAAUAACUGCGGGGAAUGUCUUUGUGGUCUAUCCUCAUUUUUCCACAUGAGGAGAAUAUGACGAAAAUAAAAAAAACAAAAAUGACAUUCCCUCUGUGCUUUUCAUAAAGAUCAAAAGGGCUACCAUGAAUGAUGUAUCAUAUACAUUUGUCUGUCAUCUAAACCAGUUCUUUUUCUGUCAGCAGAAUAAUUUGGAUCUCAGAUAUAUUUGAGAUAUAAUUAAUAGCAAAGCCAUGUACAGAACAAAAAAAUAUGGUGGAACAGUGACUGUGUCACAUUUUAAUACCAGGGUAUUUUGAUAUAUUUGGUACUGGAAUAUUUUUUUCAAGAACAUGUCAAAAGAAAAAAGAAAUGCUCUUACCAUUGUGGGCUACUUUGGGUAUUUUGUAUGUUCUGCUUCAACGCUGCAUUUGAAAGCAUUGCAAUGGAGGAAAAUUCUAUUUUGAUUGAAUUUGUUCAGAAGAUAUAAAACAAUUUUUUUUUUCAAAGUUUUUUUAUUUUCCCAGUAAUGUCAAAGCUUUGUGUGGACAAACGUAUUGUAUGUUAUAAUAUUUAUGUCAUUGUAACCUUAUUUAUGGCUUUCGUAUGCUAUUUAUGUUCAAUAGUUAAGGAUUUGGGUUGCUAAUGCAAAGGUUACAAUUACGGUAACAUUACGGAACGAAGAAAAUGAUCACAAUCCUUAUACUGCGGUGUUUCAUCUCAUGCUUUUGAGGUACAUUAUGGGUGCUGUCAUUGGAAUUCGUAUUACUUUUUGAUUAAAAGGGUUAGCAGUUUCUUGAAAUCACCAAAUAUCACAUUUGUAAUGAUUUGCAUGAAAUAUCUUUUAUGUACACGAAUGCACCUUCAAAAUGACAUUAUUUCUCUGGCCAUAAAGCAUCAAUAAAUACUAUUACAUAAA
Pimephales promelas (fathead minnow) is the source of this 1796-nucleotide messenger RNA. RefSeq lists its product as uncharacterized. Gene Ontology annotation, biological process: immune response. Gene Ontology annotation, molecular function: tumor necrosis factor receptor binding. The record is from RefSeq and is a predicted model, not a curated record. Lineage: Eukaryota; Metazoa; Chordata; Actinopteri; Cypriniformes; Leuciscidae. Gene Ontology annotation, cellular component: membrane.